UUUUGGAGUCACGUGGUCUCGAGAACCAGGCCGGUUAUUUUCCAUUACCAGGGCUACUUUGUUUCAUUGACGGGCUGACGCUCCCUCAUAAUCGUGGAACUCUUGUAGCGGCAACUUCUCAAUUCCACACCGUAUAUUGUUGGCACACAGAAACAAGAUGAGUACGGAAAAAGUUGAUGCCUCUCACGUUCUGAUGAACGGCGAAUGCCCCGGAUGGAAUGUUAACCUAGACCCAGCGUCAUCGGACGGGUCAUCGUCGACGGCGGACGCGGGUGAUGAGAAAAUGAUGAAGAGGGAGACAUGGACCAAUAAAUUCGACUUCCUGUUAGCCUGUAUAGGUUUCUCAGUCGGCCUAGGAAACGUUUGGAGAUUCCCUUUUCUGUGUUACCGAAAUGGGGGAGGUGCCUUUCUCAUCCCCUACUUCAUUGCUGUUGUUCUUGGUGGUAUUCCGGUGUUUUUCCUUGAGGUCACUCUUGGUCAGUUCAUGUCCGAAGGGGGCAUCGGCCCAUGGAAGAUCUGCCCUCUUUUCCAAGGUAUCGGCUACGCCAGCACUGUUAUCGUGUUCUUGUUGAACUGCGACUACAACAUCAUCCUUACCUGGGCGUUCUAUUACCUCUUCUCCUCCUUCACGGCCCGACUGCCAUGGUCACAUUGUGACAACGAGUGGAACUCGCCUAACUGUUCCACUUUCCGAAGACAUCCGAAUGCAUCGGAUUCCGAGAACUCCACGGAAACCAUGUUUAAUGCAACGGUUGCUAACGCCAGCUACAGCAUCUAUAGCAACUUGACUGGGGCCGCCGAAGUGUCCGGGAAGUUGGCACCACUGAUGGAUCCUGUAACAGAAUUCUGGGAGCGCAAAGUCCUGCUUCUCUCCAACGAUGUCGGGUCACCUGGCAGGAUCAAGUGGGACCUGGCCCUCUGUUUGCUUCUCGCAUGGAUCGUCGUGUAUUUCUGCAUAUGGAAGGGCAUAAAAUCCUCCGGAAAGGUUAUGUAUUUCACUGCAACCAGUCCGUACGUCCUCAUGUUGGUGCUGUUGAUUCGCGGAGUGACGCUAGAGGGCGCUGUAGAUGGUCUGAAAUACUAUCUGCUUCCUGAUUGGAACAGACUCUUGGACACUCAGGUGUGGGUGGAUGCUGGAACGCAGAUCUUCUUCUCUUAUUCCAUCUCUUUGGGAACACUCACUGCUCUGGGGUCCUACAACAAGUUCCACCAUAACGCCUGGAGGGAUACUAUAUGUUUUGCCCUGGUGAACAGCGUGACCAGUUUCCUGGCUGGGUUUGUCAUCUUCUCGGUGUUGGGAUUCAUGGCGUUCAAGCAGGGUGUAUCUGUCGAAGAUGUUGCAGAGUCGGGUCCCGGUCUUGCGUUCAUUGCCUACCCCGAGGCUGUUGCACAGAUGCCCGUUGCCCCUCUCUGGUCCUGCCUGUUCUUUGUGAUGAUCAUCCUCCUAGGUCUUGACAGCCAGUUUGUUGGCGUGGAGGGCUUUGUCACCGCCGUGGUUGAUAUGUUCCCGCAUUUCCUGAGACAGGGGCACAGGAGAGAGAUAUUCAUCGCCUGUGUGUGUACAAUGUCCUUCUUCAUCGGACUCUCCAUGGUCACUGAGGGCGGGAUGUAUGUCUUUCAGUUGUUCGACUACUACUCAGCCAGCAGAAUUGUGCUCGUUGUGGCUUUCUUCGAGUGCAUCGUGGUCUCUUAUAUUUACGGAGUGAACAGGUUUUAUGAUAACCUUCAGAUGAUGUUGGGCUUUUACCUGAACCCCUUUAUGAAAAUCUGCUGGAUGUUCCUGACUCCGGCCUUUACUCUGGUGAUUUUCAUCAUGGGUGCUAUCACGUAUUCGGAGUUGAUCUACGAAAGGAAGACCGUCAAUUACGUCUACCCCAACUGGGCUAUCGCAGUCGGCUGGAUGAUGGCUUCAUCGUCUAUCGUCUUCAUCCCCGGGGUCAUGAUCUUCAAACUUGUCACAGCCAAGGGAACGUUAAUGGAGAGAAUAGUCACUCUGACCAGACCCAGACUAAGGAGGUACCAGAUUCGUGAGAAUGAAGAUCUUGCCAAAAUCGAAAUUAUCGAUGAUAUUUACCAAAACACCAACAAUGUGAGUUCUAGCAUCGCUGGAGAUCAGAUACAGGUGACGAUGAGCCUUUUAAAGACGUCCACAGGAGCCGACGAUUGUGAGAAAAACCCAAGUCUGUUUGGUUCCAGGACAGUCACAGACUCUAGUCCUGCGAUACAGAGCUAAUAUUCAAAAGUGAAAGCACGUGUUACAAACUCAUGAUUGAUGACGUCAUGCAUGACGUCACAUCCGCCGGUGGUGUAGACAGCUUAGGUACUCAUUGCCAUUAUGAAUAACAAUUCCUGUUCAACACCUGUCAACAAGCUAGAUCAUUAUUUGACAAAGGCUUUCUGUACUUUCAAAGUACUAUCACACUGCAACGAAGUUCAUUGAAAGAGGAGAAUUUGAAAAAAAAUGAAGUUGCCAAAAUGUUAUGAGGCAAAACAACCGUGACCUUAAACUUGUUAAUUUUUAAUGCAGAAAUAUUGUAAUAUUUACCCUUGCUGGCUGUACGUAAUUCUGCUUGUAUAUGCAAAUAUUGUAAAUAUUUAUUGCUGAAACAAUCAGGUAUUCCGAUCCAAUUAGAAGAAAAAACCCAGCUUGACAGGUGUUAGCCAGUCUAGCUAUUUGUUUCCUAACGAAGGGGGCUGUUUCCUGACACAGGAGAAACAACUUCUCACAGACGCUAGCUAGUCGCUCUGCUAUUCCAGUGUGACUGGUAGGUCAUCAUCCACCGGCCACCCAUGUAUUAUGACACCGCCGUCAACUAGUCUUUAAUGUCACGUGGGGUAAAAUUUGGGAACCACGUGAUAAGCUGCAUACAUGAAUAUUCAUAAGAUCGACACUACGUCACCAUGACAUUGCAGCUAAGUUCGCCAAAGAGAGACAACUCGGGCGAGACUUUUUGGGAGAUACAAAUUAUUGAAUUUGGCUGUAAAUUUUGUACAAAGUAUUCAUGUCGAUGUUUUUUAUUUUGUAAAAAAUGAAGGAUUUAUUUAAAAGCAAAAGUUCGAUUUGGAACGAUGUGAUAUCACUGGGAAACUAGAUGCAUGUAGAGUUGCAAUACAUUUGAAUUCAGCGUUCUUCAUUGUUAAUAUCAUCUAAACCUAACGAGUUUUACUGUCUUUGUAUCAUCUAGACUACCGUGUUCACCAAUAUUAGACCAAUUGUCUCAGAUUUGGAACCUAGUACUCGACUACCUACAAAGAAGACAUUUGAACACAGAUGUAAUGCAGGCGCAUAUCAGUUUCACGAGGGCAAAACAGGACAUUUUUAUACCGUUGUUAUUGUUGAAACGAACAAAGAUUUUAUUUUUCUUUAAAAUGUUUCGGACAUUUGAUCUGAAGUUCAACCCUAGCAAAAGUUUGUAGCAUAACUAAACGAGGAAUACACUUUCAGGCUUCAAAAUUUAAAGCGAUACAUUCUCAUUAAUUUACUAUUUUUGCAUUUUUAGACUUUUCUAGAAUGAACAAACGAAACAAACAUCUGGAGAGUGAUAUAUUUUAGCUUUUCUUUUUACGAAUGUGACUGUUUUAUUUGAUAAAAAGUUGAACUUU
Messenger RNA from Haliotis rufescens (red abalone), 3603 nucleotides. Its product is annotated as sodium- and chloride-dependent GABA transporter 2-like. Gene Ontology annotation, cellular component: membrane. Lineage: Eukaryota; Metazoa; Mollusca; Gastropoda; Lepetellida; Haliotidae. The coding region runs from base 158 to 2233 and encodes 691 amino acids. The transcript has 14 exons. The record is from RefSeq and is a predicted model, not a curated record. Gene Ontology annotation, biological process: sodium ion transmembrane transport.